AUAGUGAUUUUGUUAAAAAUGUUAACCGUUACUGAACCGCCUGGACGAGAUAAAAGUGAAAAAUAAUAUAAACAUCUGCCAUGCGCAUUUUUCACAUCAUUUUAACUUGUUCUAUACACUAGACAAGACGCACGUAAUAUCAUACUUUUUUCAUACAAUACGAUUUUUGAUUAUGGCUGAUAACAACCCAAAUGCUCCUAAUUUAACCACUAUAACAACAACAGCUCAAUGUUAAGUCUUCACAACAACGCCUUCAUGUUCAGCCAUUGAUCUGUUGUUCCUGUUGAAUUGCGUUCAUUGGAUGAGACGUUAUUAGAAGAAAUAAGAUUUAUUCAAGCUUGCAAAUAUCUAUCUCUUAAUGCAGCGAAUAAUGCUACGUGUGAUUGUAAAACUAAAUGUUCGACUAAUCGUUGCCCCUGUAAAAAAGCUAAGAUGACCUGCUCAACAAAAUGUCAUAUAAAAAUAAAGCUUGUGCUAAUAAUAAAGAAAAUUUUUAAUUUAAUUGUACUCUGUUUGUUAUUUUUGCGUAUUUUAUUGUUUGUAGAUAUUUUCUGUUCUUUUAUUCUUGUAUGGCGAUAAAUAAUGUACCUUUUCGUGUGUUAUUCUUGUUUUGUACGAUAUACUUUAUGUAACAGCAAUACAGCUAUUAUCUCUAUUUAAUCGAUGUAAAAACAAGAGAAAGAUAACAACUCGUCAACUGACGAAGAGUACUAUAUUGGAGAGGGGAGGGGGCGAAGGAGAAGAAAAAGAAGUGCAAAAAAUAACCUUUAGACAAUGUGAUUGUUCAUUCAUCUUUGUAAAAUAUUUAUUUUGUUUCUAUAACUUGAAAUCUAUUCUCGUUACAGUAAUUCCACUCUUACCUGGUCAAAUUCCAGAUUUCACUACGGAUAAGUGGAAUCGGCAUACGUAUGCAUCUCAGUUUUCUCUAGGAGAAAUCUGGAUUCCAGUUUCAUCUAGUCAAAUUCUAAAUUUCACCAGGAAAAACUCGGAUUUCACUUUUACCUAGCGAAAUCUCGAUUUUCACUGGAGAAAACUGGAAUCGAGCAUGUGCACGCACAUCCAUCUCAGGUUUCGCUAGGGAAAACUCGGAUUCCAGUUUCGCCUAGCGAAAUCUAGAAUUUCACCGAAUUCCAGUUUUCGCUACAACAUAUAUGUGUAUUGCAUGCGGUAUACGUAUAUAUAUCUUGCGCUCUAUCGAUGACGAUAGAGAAAAAUCAUUUUCCUACGAUAGAUUGCCCUCUCUUCUCACCACCUUAAGUACCAGGAUGAAAACAAAAUUUCUCAUCUUUUGAACAAGAUAUAAACCGUAAUUUACGAUUUAUAUCUUAUUACGGUCCGUAAACAGUCCCAUGUGCUAAAGAAUAAGAUUCUAAAACACUAAGAAGUUAAUGAUUACUUGUCACUUUCUGAAACCUGUUUUAUUUGUAUAUUCAAAACUUUUUUUAGAUUUUGAAAAAAUUUUAUAUACUACCUAAAACAAGCUCUGCUAUAAAACAAGAUACCUUUCAAUGUUUUCCAUUAUUUGAAAUUUGUAGCUUCAGGUAUAAUCCGGACUAGCUGCACUGUUUUUGUCUUUGAGAAACGUCUAUUAUCAUUCGAUUCACUGUCUAACCAAAAACUUUUCUGUUCGCUUUUCAGGUAUCUGAUCAAGGAUCGAAUAUUGUUUCAGCAUGGAAAAAGUCUAAGAUUAUUUAUUUACCAUGUAUAGCACAUGGGCUACAUAAUUUAGUUAUGGCAGACAGUUUAUCAAAAGCUUAUGAUGUUCCAGAACUUUUGAAAAAAGUUCAGACAAUUAUAUCGACACUUAGAUAUAGACAUGAAGAAUUAGAGAAUGAAUUUCAUAAAUCGAAUCAAAUAAUAAAUGCUGCUGUAUUUGAAAUAAUUAAUAAUUGUGGACAAUGUCUUGACGCUGAAGAAAAAAUGUCAAUGACUUAUGAUGAUUCUGAUGAAGAAACACCACGUAAAAAAGGAAAAAAUGAUCUAUUUGAGACAAGUCCAUUAAAUGAAGUAACAACAGCCUCUAAAACAUUGUUAAUAGGAAAAACAACAAUAGGUAAUACGAGCCAAACAUAUAAACCAUUGAAAAAACGUAUAAAAACAAGAUGGAAUACAAUUCUAGUAAUGUUACGAAGUUUUAUUGAUAAUGGAGAUGCAAUUAAGUCAGUUUUAGAUCGUUUAGAACGUUUAGAACGAUCAAAUUGCGAUACAUUACAACUUUCACCGAAUGAAUUUGAAAUGUCACAAGAACUAGUAUCAUUUUUAAAAAUAAUUGAAGAUUCGACAAAACUAUUAUCAUCAUCAAUAAAGUAUCCUUCAAUGAAUCUUUAUAUUUUAUUUCGAAGAGAUAUUGAAGAGCACUUGAAAGAUGCUAUGGAUGAUAGUGAUAUGCUAGGUGAAUUGAAACAAUUAAUGUCAAAUUCAUUGGAUAAAAGGAUGCCAAUUAACGAAAUUAAUGUAACUGCAUUUUUGUUAGAUCCAUCACAACUGAGAAUUAAUAUAGAAAAAUAUCUUUAUCAAUUGAACAAAUCGAAAGAAACAUUAUUAGUUCAUAUGAUUAAUAAAUUUAAAUUGAAUGAAAUUGAAACAUUAUCUCAACAAAAUGAUAUUAAACGAGCAGUAACACCAUCUAAAACAAGAAUAUCAGAACGUGAUAAUGAAGAAAAAAUCGAUUUAAAAAAGCUUAAAAGAAGUUUGAUCGAAAAGUAUUCUGAAAUCGAUGAUAAUGAAACACCAUUACAAACUGAAAUAACUAAUUACUUAUCACUUAAUGUUAAAUCAGUCGAUGACGUAUUAUAUUGGUGGAAGAAUAAUAAACAUACCUAUAAAACAGUAGCGAAAUUAGCACAAAUAAUUCUAGGAAUACCUGCUACAUCAUCUCCAGCUGAAGAAAUAUUUUCUACAACUGGUCUUAUACUAUCUGCUAAACGUGUCAGUUUAGGACCAGAAAAUUUGGGUAAGAUACAAUACAUACAUGAUAAUUACAGUAUGUUUAAGGAUUAA
Molecule: messenger RNA, 3000 nt
Organism: Didymodactylos carnosus
Lineage: Eukaryota; Metazoa; Rotifera; Eurotatoria; Philodinida; Philodinidae
Source: the annotation of a GenBank genome assembly